AUGCGUGUUAUGUCAUUGACAUGCAAAAGCAAUUGGUUCAAAGUAUCUGUACUUCUGAUUUUGAAGAUAAAUCUCGACAAUGGCUGUCUCAAACAACGUAUGUACCCAUCUGACGUUGGUGCACUAGAGCUGAGAUACAUGUCUCUUCAACCAAGAAAAGGAAACAUUGCCACAAAGGUCCCUUUGUAUGACGAUCCUUGGAAGAUAAAAAAGGUGUUGAAAGAGAGUGAUCUUGGCAACAUGAGUAGGCUCAUGCUAGGGAAGGAUUUGGCAGAAAAGUUUGUGUUACCUGUGUUGGGUGAUGCUGCUGAGAUUGAGAAGGGAGUUAGUGUUAAGAUUUGGGAUGUGGACACCUACACCAUGCACUCUCUUGUUUUCAAGAAAUGGGCUUCUUCAAGAUGCUACAUUUUUAUGGGAAAAUGGGUCCAAGAUUUUGUCAAGAGAAGGGGCUUGAAGAAAGGGGAUGAGAUUGGCUUUUACUGGGAUCCAUAUAAUAGUCACUUCAAUUUCUCUGUUCUUAGAGUCAAUUAA
Molecule: messenger RNA, 531 nt
Organism: Abrus precatorius (Indian licorice)
Lineage: Eukaryota; Viridiplantae; Streptophyta; Magnoliopsida; Fabales; Fabaceae
Product: putative B3 domain-containing protein At1g78640
Exons: 3
Coding region: 1-531 (176 amino acids)
Molecular function (GO): DNA binding
Source: RefSeq, a predicted model, not a curated record